GAAGCAAUUCAUUCGUGUCACGUAAACAAGGUACUUAAGUAAGUAGGUCAUUUGGACUUUUUUAUCAAGGCAUUUCGAGUCUUUCGUUGGGAUUUCUCGUCCAGCAUCAGUGUAAGGACAUGUAGGAAUGGAAGUGAAACGGAGCUCACUAAACAAACAGGACUCGAGCUUCGAGGACCCGUUUUCAGUCCAUCCAUGGGAUAGCCUUAUUACCAAGCUAUGCCAAGAGUUCUCGGUCGAAGAUUCAGACUUCGACAACUUUCUCAGAAGCUCAAAAUUUCGAAUCGGGGAUGAUAACUACAACCGAAUCCAAAGUCUUGACGGGCGCACUGGCCGGAAAUACCACGAGUUCUUUGAUUGUCUGGAAAAGAAAUUCGGACAGGAUGGGACUGUUGAGUUUCUUAUAAACUUGACAGCAAAUUUAAACUUUCAUGGGGAUUCAGGCAAUGUGCCAUUCUCACGGGUGUUCGAACAAUAUAAGCAAGAAAGCGCCAAAUAUCACAGACAAUUGACAGCAAAAGGGCUUGAACUUGACCCGAACUUUGUUGGAAGAGUCGAGCUGUCUAGUAAAAUCAUAGAAAUUCUUCAGAAACGUACAGAUGAAAUUGGCCCAAGCCCCGAGAAAUAUCCAAAAGGAGUCGUCCUUUGCGGGCUGCCAGGAAUGGGUAAGACAAGUUUAGCAAGCCAGAUAUGUUACAUCAUGAGGUUUGGUUCCAAUGUCGUAAGAAACUGGAAUAUCAUCGUCGUCAAUCAAAGGGACAAAACAGAAGUUGGAGAGCUACUGUCCGAUCUCAUCGACAGCAUUGGUAAAGAGAUGGGAAACGAUGAUAUUGUAUGUGAGUUUAAGUCCGUGACUUGUCAGAGAGAAAAGGUCAUGUCCCUUCUUAAAGACCUUGGCGAGCGUAAAAGAGAUUACCUAGUGCUUCUUGAUAACAUGGACGGACAUUUUAAUCAUGAACACUCACCUUGCGAAGAGUUGCUGACAGAAAUCUUCGAAACUAUUUCAAAAGUUGACAAUAUCAAAAUUGUUAUGACGGUGUGCAAGUCGGUGUCGAAAUCAAAUGCCACUAAUUUGUUCGGUGGAAAACCAGCGUUUAGAGGACAUGUGAUAGAAUUUAAGCUAAACGGCUUAUCAUAUGAGGACGCGGAGCAAAUUAUGACCAAAAUCAGCGGGCGGGUAGAUGAGCAUAAAAUAGACUCACGUUUAUGCAGACAAGCAUUUGAUGCCUGUGACGGAAAUCCCAUGGGGAUAAAGACAUUGUCUGUGUUUCUUCGUGACUCUUGCAACGAUGACUUCGUCCGUUCGUCGUUAAAAACUGGAGAACUGUUCAGCGUGAUGUCAUAUUUGAAACAAACCUUCGCCAAGAUAAUCCCAGAAGGUCUUCAGAGGUUUAUUGCUAGAUUAUUUGUUUUCAAUACGAAUUGGUUUGCUGUUAAAGAUGCACAGUAUGUUUCACAGAUCGAACCUGACGUUUCUCAACGGCAUUGCGUUGAAACAAUUAAGAAACUGCACAUACUUCAAACGUAUCAUUUGCUCGAAAGAGACUUCUUUUCUGUGAUGCGACAAAAAUCUGGCAAGCAAGAAGAGUGGAUUGGAAAGCAAGAUGAACGAUCGUGCAAGCAAGAAGAACGGUUCGCUUUCCAUUCCAUUGUUGCUGAAUUUUUGUCACAAACAUUCAAAGAAUCGGCGUGUUUCAAACAAGAAUUUGUUGAUGGUAGGAACGCUUUCCUUUCCUAUUUCUGCAAACGUAUAGAAAAAUCUGGACGGAAGAUGAAUGCUCGCAAUCCAUUAGAAAUAAAAGUUCAUAUGGAAGAACUCAAGCCGCACCUCAGCUUGUUUUUCAAACUGAUCUUAGAAGAAAAAAAAUCGCUAUGUUCUCUGUUGGACAAAGGAAAACAACCAUUAAUUAUCCGAUGCAGUUACAUAUGGGAUGUAUCCGAGUUCACAAACGCACAAUAUUUGCAGUUGAUGUUCGCAAAAAGACAAGCACAGCUUGCUGAGAAAGCAAAAGAACUUAUGCAUUUCAUUUAUUGGAAAUCAACUGAAGCCACGUGUUUAAUGAAAAGCGACAAAUUGAAUAUUGCUUUAGAGUAUAUGGACAAUAUCAACGGUCAAUUUAAAAUUGCAGAUGUUGGACAAUUUGCCUACAUUGCCGAUGGAUGGAACGUAGAAAAGGCGGACGAAACGUUUGCUUUUUGCACUUUUUACAAAGUUUACGGGAUUAUUUACCUUCGAAUGGGAACCAAGGAAAACAAUAAGGACAAAUUGAAUAUAGCAUUGGUCAAAUUUGGAAAAGCGAUCGAUAUCAUACACAGCGAACGUUCAAAGAAAUUAAAAAAGGUCUUUGAAUCAGAUAUCGCGAAAAUCCAAAACCUUCGUGGGUGUGUUUAUUUUAGCAUUGGUGAUUUAACAAACGCUCUUGAAUGUCACAAGUCUGCAAAGGUAUCAGAUUGUACUAGACCCAGUUUUGUCAGUCAAAGAAUUGAAUUUGCUGCAAACAUAGCUGCGUGCUAUCAUCAGAUGGGAUUGAACACAAAGAUUGAAAACGAUCGCAUGAAACAUUUAAGCAAUGCGCUGAAAGAAUAUGAUAACUGCAUCGGUCUCAACAAGCAAAUUGGAAUGCAGGAUUCCACGACCUCUCUGACAAUACUUCGUAACCGUGCGGACGUAUUUUACGUUAAAGGUGAACUGGAAAGGGCACUUACAGAUGGAAACAAUGUAAUGAAAAUUGCAAGAAAAUUGUACGUUCCUCCACACGUAGAUAUAACGGUGGCAAUAGAACGGGCAGCGUGCUACCAUUUCAAACUCGGGAAAAGAUUAAGGGAUGAAGACGGAGAAAUAGAUAAAGGAACUGAUUUAAUGCAAAAGGGUCUACAAUUAUACGAAGACAUGUUAUUUGAGAUUUGCAAUGGUGGUCUUCUUCCCUUUGAAAACAACGACGAUCGAGUUAUCUUUUCUGAGCUGGAAGAACUUAUAAAGAACCGUCUUGAUCCUGCUCAACCGAACUUUGAUCAAUCCGUCUACGUUGAGGCACUUUAUCACAUUAAAAAUGGCGACAGUUCGAUGUGCGACGGUCCCAAUAGGAUGGCUUAUCAGUACUUGAUUGAAUGGCUACGAAAUCGGAGGAUGCAGCUUCGAACUAACAAGCAGUACAGGAAUGCGAAAGACAAUCAUUUAAAACUGAUGGAGAAACUUGGUCUCAGUAAGAAAGCCAUAGAGAAAAUUAAACACAAGUAUCAGGAUUUCGAACUUGGUAAAUUCAACAAACUCAUUAGCAAAAAUCAGUCGUAUGUCCCCGAUUAUGAAGAACAGGAACGUGUUAGACAAGCUAUUGCAGCUGGUGCAGAAAUCAUACUAGAUCCAAAUCAGAAUAUGGAAGACUCAUCGGAUGGCUGGAGUGACACUGACGAGUCAGAAUCGAGUUCUGAUGAUGAUGCCACUGCAGAGAUUGACACUCAUUAUGAUAUGGUUUUGUCACGACAAAGAAAAGACAGCGGCGUAUGUGACGAAUAUAUCUCCAUUGAUGUUGAACCCACAGGCGAUGAUGUGGACAAAGAUAUGCAUCAGAUUGAAAAGGCCUUUGGUGGAAUCGACUGUUGCCUUGAUAGUGGUUCAUUUGACAACCAUGAUCAAGAUCCCUCUGCAACUGAUAACAAAGUAGAUCGUGAUAUCGAACAUGUGUUAGUUGGCAAAAGACGGGAUCUUAGGAGACAAAGAAGUAUUGAUAGUUCCUAUGAUGUUUCAAAUUCCAUCGUCGCUGAAGGUGAAGUAAAACUACGGAAUAUGUCCACAUCAAGAUCAAGUCGGUCUUCUUUAGGGAGCCUUAAAAGAAAAAGUUCAUCAGUGUCAUCGUCAGGUAGUUUUACAGAACCUUGGCUAAAAACUUCAAGUUUUUCGUCGCAGACAAGUCAGGGUGAAAGUAGUUUUGAUAAUGACAUAAUCGAGUAUGACGAAGACGAAUUACGUGCACGUGACUGCGAUCAGAAACGACAAUCGUGGGCAAACACUGGUAAACAAGAGUCUAUCACCAGCGAAUUAUCGAAGUUGCAGGUCCUCGAUGACGAGUUCGAGCCAGGUCCAAAACAACCAAAGAUUGAAGAAACCGACGACAAACUAACAAUUGCUGCAAAUGCGAACAAUGGUUUGAUUUAAAUUAACUUUCAAUAAUAUAAUAUCGAAGCAAUGUUUUCAAUACCAUGAUUGACAACAGUGGUGUUGCAAUUUUUUGUUGAAAGCCCAGAUGUUGACGUACAGUCAGGUAAGCCUAUACAUGGCACGUAAAUAUUAAAGCACUCUUAAAUUAUAUACUGUAUAUAUUGUUUUGUUCUCUUUAUAGUGUUCGUUAAAUUUACUAGUAGUAUGACUUGCAGCAGAAUAAUAUUUGUCGUAGGCUGCAUUGAUAAGUUUAGCGUGUUAUAUGUCAAAUAGAUUAUACCCUAAGGGCCUUGCCUUCCAAGCAUUAAGCAUGUUGAUAUGUUUUCAAAUUAACAAGACGUUUUCAGGCAAAUGUGGGUUUUUUUCCACUUAAACAUGGAGGAAAUUACCCAGUAUUUUAUAUGGCGGGGACUUGUUUUAUUUUAACUUUUCGAAAUUGCCUCGACACAUUUCGAAUCUCGAUCGAUCGGUUAAUAUUAAUUGACAUUUAAUUACAUUUGAUCUCAAAUGACAAUAUUUUGUAACAAAACCUUACUUUUUGUGUUCAUUAUAUUUGUUUUGUAUUAUAAUCAAAAUUCAAUUUAUAAAAGCAUUUGCAUUAAUGAAUUUAUUUAAUUUUAAAUUCCAUUCAACAUCUGAUAUUCAUUCCAAGUAGAAUACAGAUCUCAAAUGUCACUUUUUACAAAACCUUAGUGUUCAUUAUAAUUUUACCCGCAUAAUAAAAUAUGCAUAUUUACAUAUUCGUUUAUAUUUAUAUGAAAGUAGUAAACUUUGAUUUAACGGCUUAUUUUUAUUCCGAUUUAAAUAUAAAUGAUCUCAAAUGCCACUUGCUAUCAAAAUGUACGUACAAUGUUCAUAGUAAUUGUAUCCGCACAAUAAAUUUGAUUGAAUAUUUCUUAGAUUUUUAUAUAAAUGCAUUAAACUGGUUUCAUAUACAUAUUAUGCAAUAACUGUUAUAUAAUAUUUAAUAAUCGUCAUUUUCUGAUGAAGUUAAUACUUCAAUGUUUGAAAUAUAUAUUGUAUGGCCCAUCUCAAUCGUCAUUCAUUGUCGUCCUUCCAAAUUUACCAAAAAAAUGUGGUAUGUGAAUUAUCUAAUCAAGCGCGAAAUUAACAUCAUUUAUGUUCGUAUGCAUUUUGCAAUUACAUGCUGUUUUAAGUAUAUAGCAUCAUAGUUCCUUUAAUAUGAUAUUGACCAUAUUGUCAUAUUCGUUAAAUUUGGCAGUUGAUCGAAACACGAAAAUAAUAUUUAUCUACAAUAAUGGUCAUUCAGCUCAGUUUAACAUGUUGUAGGUGUUGCGCUAAUAAGCAAGAUUUAAAUUAAAAUGCGAAGAUAAUCCGUUGAAGAGAAUAUUCUUUUUUCGAUUAUGCGAAAGUGUGUAUCAAUGCUUGUAACUUAUUAGCCCAUAUUGGUCAAUGAUAACACUAGCGUACACAAUUUUAGUAAUGGCACAAAUAAUAACUUAAAUACUUUUAGAGAAAGAGGCCGCAAAAUCGAAGUAAAUGCCUUGUUUGUGCCCGAGUUGUUUUUUUUAAAUUAUAAUGAACUCCGCAUAAUGCACCCAAAAGCACCAUUGUUAUAUGAGUCUAUAUAUUUAGAGGCUAUUCUUGUUAGAAUAAGCUUAUGUUUGGUUGCUUGUUAUUCACAUAGCUAUACAAAUACAUUUACACUGUCUUUUUGUAUAGGUUUUUCUCAUUCAAAUAUAAAUGCAGAAGAUUUUUGAUAAAUCAUAUAAUAAAUAUGAUAAUAAUGAUUUUUGAAUUUAAAUAGAGUUCAUUACAUGUAGGUUACUUUGUUGUUGUAUUUAUUAUGUACCACCUGUGUGAUUUAUAGAAAGACUAUAUGACAGAUUUUUCUUCUCUCGAAAAUGAUGUACAAAGGUCAUAUAUACGAUAUUCGAAAUGUAUAUUUUUCAAUUGUCAGAAAUUGUUUAUCGCUAUUUUAAUUUCUUUCUUUUCAAGAAUAUUGUGUAUAUCAAUCGUAUAGUACUUAAAUGAAUAUAAUAGAUUCGCUUCCACUAUGCGUUGAACAAAGAUAAAUCUGUUAUAAAUUUGCUUUUGACUUUGCUGCGUUAAAGUGUGGCCACGAUAACCAAUCUCAAUAAAAUCAACUACUUACGCUCGCUGUAAUUGUCGCCAACUUUAAGCGGAAAGUGUAGGAGCGUCGGACUGGAGUUGGUUUUCGUGACAUUGACAUAAAUUGAUAUUGACACUGUUUAAUGUAUAAGUGUUCGUUUUAUUAUGCUUCAAAGUGUGUGAUUUGUAAGUGUUAUGGUAGGUUUUUUUAUUAUGCCCCCACUGUAUUUUACGGGCGUGUAAAAGGGGCACAUAGAGUUGAUGUUCGCUCUUUAUUCCGUCCGUGGCACUUUUUUGUCGCGUGUUACUCAACAUGUAUUGAUGCUAGUUUGUCCAUGUUAAAGUUGAAUGAUUUUACAGUCGAAGCAUUGAAUGAAAAUUAUACGUUUUGAUAUUGUUAAAUGCCCAAUGAACAAGAAAUGACAAUUAUUAUAUUUUAUCAAAUCGAAUGUUACAAUAUAUGUGUGAUUCCAAAACUUGAUUACUAUAUUGUUCUAAUACAUUUUUGGAAACUAAGUCCAUCUUAAUUUUAAGUUUUGUAUCUACAUGUACAUAAAUAAUUUUAUUUCUUAAAUAUUGUAUCACUUAACCAUUUUAUGUGUGCAUUAUUUUAUUAUUGAGACCAUUUUGUCACAUUUUUGUUUCAAAAAUGUUGUUGUUUUUUGGAUAGCAAGUACUAUAUUGAGAGUUUCAUAUUUUGAUAUUCAUUUCACCUCAUUAUCAUUUUAAGGUAGUCGCCCUUGAACUAAGAGUUAAUAGAAAUCAACCAUUGUUGGGUAAAUAAAUAAUUGUGUAUUCGGAAAAAUUCUACUCCGUGUAGUUUAAAUCUCAUUGUCUAUAUUAACAAGUUUUAUAUACAAGUUUUAAAAUAUUAUAUUUAUAAUUAUGUAUUGGACUAUUGGUGUCUUACUUUUCCUAUAUGGAAUGAAAGUUAGACACAUACUAUGAAAUGUGAUCAGUACAAAAGUAAAAAACGACAGUAAAAGUAUUCGGGCUUCCUUUCUAUGUUUAUAGGUCCGACUAUUAAUAGCAAAUAUAAUUCAAUUUAAACAACCUACCCUCUACCGUUCGAUAGGACAAGUAGCACUUAAUUGAACUAGGAUAGCACUGUAGAAAACAAGUAUUUUCGCGCAUCAUAUGUAAAAUGAAUGCGUUUAACAUAAAGUCAAAAUGACCCAAUGCCAGUAAAAAUACCCAAGUGAAGCAUAAACAAAAUCCAUACCAUACCGUCAAAAUGGCAUAAACAUUACCCAAUAUAAAAUCAAAUUUUAACGGAUGUAAAGGUUACCUUCUGUAAUUCGAUUCAUUAUCAUUUUCAUUUGAUUUUAAAUUUACCUAACGACGAUUUAAAAUGACACAAUUUAUGAAUGUUAUUGUUAUGAGUACGGCAUGCUUCUGACAACUUCUGUUUUUCCGUUGAACUUUAAAAUAAGUGGUUUGAUACUAGUAUAUCACCGUAUAAAAAUUGAUAUUAUUCGAUUUCUGUGUGUACUGUAGGAUUUAUCUUGAUACAAAGUGCCAUACGUUGAUAUUUAAAACCAUUUAUUAUAUGCUUAAUAUGUGCUUUUUGUUAAUAAUCUACACUGUAUGCGUUGACAUUUUUGCAAGUUUCUCUUAUGUCUCUUAAUUAUAUAAAUAAUUGAUAAUUAAGUAUAAAAUAAUAAAGUAUAAUGACAAACAGUGCCAUAAGUUGAUAUUUUCAAAAAUUUAUUAGGUUUAAUACAUUGUUAUUUUUGUUAUAAUCCACGUUGUAUAGUUUUUUAUGUUUUGCAUUGGCAUUGGCGAUGCCAUACAUUUGUAUUAUAUGCUAUAUGAAGUAUAUUUAUUAAAUAGACCAGACUCUAAUUAUUUGAAUAAAAAUAGUGUCGUAUCGCUUAACAUUAUAAUAAACAGAUACAUGUCUAGUUAAGAUAAUUAAGAAUUUAAGUUUAUAGUUUUGUUUGUUUACGCUACAUGAUAUAUAUUGUCGAUGAAUAAAUAAGCGCGCUUA
Molecule: messenger RNA, 8219 nt
Organism: Dreissena polymorpha
Lineage: Eukaryota; Metazoa; Mollusca; Bivalvia; Myida; Dreissenidae
Exons: 13
Coding region: 128-4153 (1341 amino acids)
Molecular function (GO): protein binding
Source: RefSeq, a predicted model, not a curated record